AUGGCCGAAUAUAAACCCCCGGCCCUUCCGGCUCCUUUCAACAGCACCAAUCCUGCGCCCGAGCUCCUCACACAAGGCGCCGAAGGCCAUCUCUACAAGACCUUCUCGCUCGACCCCUCCAUCCCCGCCGCACUCAAAGUCCGCCCUUCCAAGCCCUAUCGACACCCAAUUCUCGACCGUCGGCUCACUCGGCAACGGAUAAUUCAAGAGGCACGCUGUCUUGCCAAAUUGGUUCGCGAAGGCGUCAGUGUCCCCGCCGUUCUCGCGCUCGACUGGGAAGGACAGGGCGGCGAUGAAGCAGGGUGGGGAGGAGCAUGGUUGAUGAUGGAGUGGAUUGAUGGGCCUGUUGUGCGCGUCGUGCUGGAACAAUGGGAAGCAUGGAUGAAGAAGAAUGCCUCAUCCCUUGAUGCCGCGCAGUUGGAGCAGGAAAAUGCUCGCGUCAAGGCCCUUUUACGGCGCAUCGGCAAGGCCCUUGGUGGGCUGCACAAGGCUGGCGUCGUUCACGGCGACUUGACAACAAGCAACCUUAUGCUUCGCUUACCGGCGGAGGAUACUGAGGCCAAGGCCAGUCCGACGGGUGUCUCGACACAAGGCGAGGUCGUCCUGAUUGAUUUCGGACUCGCGUCGCAGAGCGUGCAGGAUGAGGACCGAGCUGUGGAUUUAUACGUGUUGGAACGGGCGAUAGGCAGUACGCACCCGCGAUCGGAACCUUUUAUGGAGGAAUUGGUGCACGGAUACCGCGAGAGUCACCGUGGCGCUAUUUCUACGCUCAAGAGGCUGGAGGAUGUGCGGAUGAGAGGUCGCAAGCGGAGCAUGCUUGGAUAA
Molecule: messenger RNA, 825 nt
Organism: Penicillium manginii
Lineage: Eukaryota; Fungi; Ascomycota; Eurotiomycetes; Eurotiales; Aspergillaceae
Gene: bud32
Product: serine/threonine protein kinase BUD32
Exons: 1
Coding region: 1-825 (274 amino acids)
Biological process (GO): protein phosphorylation
Cellular component (GO): EKC/KEOPS complex; cytosol; nucleus
Molecular function (GO): protein serine/threonine kinase activity; ATP binding
Source: RefSeq, a predicted model, not a curated record